Molecule: messenger RNA, 800 nt
Organism: Medicago truncatula (barrel medic)
Lineage: Eukaryota; Viridiplantae; Streptophyta; Magnoliopsida; Fabales; Fabaceae
Product: multifunctional methyltransferase subunit TRM112 homolog A
Exons: 2
Coding region: 210-578 (122 amino acids)
Biological process (GO): peptidyl-glutamine methylation; rRNA (guanine-N7)-methylation; tRNA methylation
Molecular function (GO): protein heterodimerization activity
Source: RefSeq, a predicted model, not a curated record
AUCAUAUUGUUUAAUUGAAAUUUUGAAGGGUUCAGCAAUCUGAAACAUCGCCGCAAAACCCUUUCUCUCUACGAAGAGUUGAGCCGUCUGUGUCCACAUCGCCGCCACCCACCCACCGAUCCUAUCUUCUGUCGCCAGCUACCAUCACGCCGUUCCGGGACAUAGGAGUUCUGAAAUUGUAGGGCGGAAGAUUUGAUCAAUUUGGAAAGAUGAGACUGUUAACACACAAUAUGCUAUCUUCAAACAUUAAGGGUGUGGUGAAUGGUUUUCCAUUGCGCAUAGAAGCAGAGAAAGUGGUGGAAAAGAAUGUGGAAAUGAAUGGUGACUUUCUGAAAAAGAUGUUUGAGAAGAUUGAGUGGAAGGCUUUUGUGGAAGCAUCGCGGGGAAUGGGAUACACUGAACUACCUGAAGAGGCUGACUCUUCCAUGCUGGAUUCAAAUGAAUUUCUGAACCGGUUUCACCAUGCCCUCUUGGAACUCCACCUUGAAGAAGGUGCUCUUGUUUGCCCAGAGACUGGACGACGGUUCCCUGUCAAAAAGGGCAUUCCAAAUAUGCUUCUUCACGAGGAUGAGGUCUGAUAUUUUGUAAUUAGCUGAUGAAUUUUGAACACCCUACCCUGUUUUGAAGCACCCUCAUCUGCUUGCUGGUAAUGGAUAGAAAUCAAUCGCAGUUAGGAUUUAUCGUUUUAAUCAAGUUUACUUCAUUAUGUUGACAAAUGUUAUUAUGAAUGCAUUGUUGGACUAUUGUUUGAUUAUUUCACUAUUUCCAACUGCAACAAUAGGUAUUUUUGGUUUUAAUGA